Messenger RNA from Pochonia chlamydosporia 170, 2064 nucleotides. RefSeq names its product glycoside hydrolase family 2 protein. Bases 1 to 2064 code for a protein of 687 amino acids. Gene Ontology annotation, biological process: carbohydrate metabolic process. The record is from RefSeq and is a predicted model, not a curated record. Gene Ontology annotation, molecular function: hydrolase activity, hydrolyzing O-glycosyl compounds. Lineage: Eukaryota; Fungi; Ascomycota; Sordariomycetes; Hypocreales; Clavicipitaceae. The transcript is spliced from 3 exons.
AUGCCAGACAAGUCAUAUCCUCGCCCGGACUUUGAGCGAACCUAUCUUCAGUGGGAAUCGCUCAACGGCACAUGGGACUUCAUUUUCGACGACAACGAUGUAGGAUUGCAAAGCCGCUGGCAAGAUUCAGGCCUUCCCAACAAAAUCGCUGUUAAAGCCGCCAGCGCAACUGGCAAAGAUGGAACCGCCAGUGAAAGCGACAGCAUCACCCAACGCAUCGCCGCAGGCACCCAAGAGCUUCUAUCAGGCAACGCAUUCAAGAAGAGCUCCGAGAUUCUCAAUCACAAGCGCCAUAUCCAAGUCCCAUAUGUCUUCCAGUGCCCUGCUUCCGGAAUAAACGACCGCGGUGUUCACGAAGUCCUGUGGUACGAGCGCACCAUUACUGAUCUCCGAUCAAGCCAGCAGAAAGGGCGAGGAGACAGGCUCUUGCUACGAUUUGGAGCGGUCGACUACGAAGCUCGCGUGUGGGUGAACAGUCGUGAGAUUGGCGGCCAUCGAGGCGGCCAUGUGCCCUUUGAUGUGGACAUUACGGAUGCAGUUGAUCAGGCUGGCACGAGCGAGCACCGAGUUACGAUCCGGGUGUUCGAUUCUGCAGGCGAUUUGACUCAGCCGAGGGGCAAGCAGUACUGGGGUGCGAAGCCGGAGAGUAUCUUUUAUACGCCCUCGGGAGGGAUUUGGCAGUCGGUGUGGCUGGAGGUUGUGCCUCGGGCGAGGAUUGCUGAUAGCUCGUAUGGAACGGUGCUUCGAUCUAAUGAGAUAGAUUCGGGAGUUUUGCAAUGCCAUGUUGCUGUUCUUGGUCGAAGGGUGGGACAGGAUAUGAGUGUGGAAAUUGAGAGUUCGUUUGGGGAUGUGGUGGUGUCGAAGUCGCAACGGAUGGAGCUGCCUCGAUACAAGGACGCGGUUGACAUUGAACUUGGGAUGCGUCUUUCUGAAAACCAGAGGUCAAGUCUACCAAAGGAUGUUCUUGAUGGUGCUCCUUUGCACAGUACAGACUGCUGGAAGGAUGGAGUGGCACUUUGGUCACCAGAGCAUCCGCUCCUCUACGACAUUACCUUUACACUUAUCGAUCAAGCGACUGGACAUGUCGUGGAAACAGUCAAAACAACAACCGGAAUGCGAUCCAUCGACUGGAAAAAAGGAGAUGGCCUCUGGCGCCUCAACGGCAAGCCGUACUUUCAAGCCCUCUGCCUCGACCAGGGUUACUGGCCGGAGACCUUUAUGACAGGCACGUCUGCCGAGAUCAAGCGAGACAUUGAGCUAGCGAAGAAGAUGGGCUUCAACGGCUGUCGAAAACACCAGAAGAUCGAGGGGCCCUUGUUUUACUACUGGGCCAAUAAACUCGGGUAUUUGGUGUGGGCGGAGAUGGCAAACGCAUACCAAUUCAGUCGCGAGUACGUCGACCGCUUCAACCAGGAGUGGACUGAGUCGGUCAAAUUGGCCAUGAAUCAUCCCUCGGUCGUGACGUGGACGCCCGUGAAUGAAAGCUGGGCGUACACUGCGCUUCAUGACAGCGUCGAGCAGCGCGAUCACAUUCGAGCGCUGACUCUUGAUUCUACGCGCAGCAUUAACGAUAAUUGUGGAUGGGAGCACGUUCACACGGAUCUAACCACGUUCCAUGACUAUAGUGACGGUCCUGAACUGGUCAAGACGUGUGCCAGCCUAGACGCCAUACUUGACAAGAAGGCAGAUCGGCACAUGUUUGUCCCUGCUAUUGAGGGUGACGAUGGCGCGAGGCACACUCCCGGCGCACCGAUUAUGUGCACCGAGUUUGGGGGUGUUAAUAUUGCGGCGUCGAAGGGCGAAGCGAGUGAGCGGGAUUGGGGAUAUACUACGGCGAAGGACUCUUCGGAUCUUUUGGCUAGGUUUGAGAAGUUGGUGAGGGCGGUGACGGACGGUGGACAUUGCUGUGCCUUUGUGUAUACGCAGUUGUCGGAUAUCGAGCAGGAGGUUAAUGGGUUGUAUACGUUUGACCGGAAGGAGAAGCUGAGCGCGGAGAAGGUGAAGGGUAUUAUCGAUGAGGCUUUGGAGGGGUGGUAUAAACGAGUUGGAGUUGGACGAGGUUGA